Molecule: messenger RNA, 4537 nt
Organism: Pseudopodoces humilis (Tibetan ground-tit)
Lineage: Eukaryota; Metazoa; Chordata; Aves; Passeriformes; Paridae
Gene: PPP1R12B
Product: protein phosphatase 1 regulatory subunit 12B
Biological process (GO): signal transduction
Cellular component (GO): cytoplasm; Z disc; A band
Molecular function (GO): enzyme inhibitor activity; protein kinase binding; phosphatase regulator activity
Source: RefSeq, a predicted model, not a curated record
AUGUCCGAACCGGAGCACCUGGGCGGGAAGCGGGCCGAGUCGGCGCGGCUGCGGCGGGCCGAGCAGCUGCGGCGGUGGAAGGGCUCCCUGACCGAGCAGGAGCCGGUGGCGGCGGGGGGCGGCCGCGGCCGGCACCGUGGCGCGGGGGGGUCCCGCGUCCGCUUCGAGGAGGGCGCCGUGUUCCUGGCCGCCUGCUCCAGCGGCGACACCGAGGAGGUGAAGAGGCUGCUGGGCCGCGGCGCCCGCAUCAACACCACCAAUGUGGACGGGCUGACAGCCCUGCACCAGGCCUGUAUUGAUGAGAACCUGGACAUGGUGAAGUUCUUGGUAGAAAAUGGAGCCAAUGUGAACCAGCAAGACAACGAGGGCUGGACCCCUCUUCAUGCAGUGGCGUCGUGUGGCUACCUGAACAUAGCAGAGUUCCUGAUCAGCCACGGGGCCAACGUGGCUGCUGUCAACAGCGAGGGGGAGGUCCCGUCCGACAUCGCCGAGGAGGCGGCCAUGAAGGACCUGCUUCUGGAGCAAGUCAAGAAACAAGGUGUAGACCUAGAGCUGUCAAGGAAAGAAGAGGAGCAGCAAAUGCUCCAGGAUGCCCGGCAGUGGCUGAACAGUGGGAAAAUUGAGGAUAUAAAGCAGCCUCGGACAGGAGCCACAGCUCUUCAUGUUGCUGCAGCCAAGGGCUAUUCUGAAGUCAUGAGGCUCCUGAUCCAGGCUGGAUUUAAUUUGAACGUCCAGGAUAAUGAUGGCUGGACUCCACUCCAUGCUGCUGCUCACUGGGGAGUGAAGGAAGCGUGUUCCAUCCUGGCUGAGGCUCUGUGUGACAUGGACAUCAGGAACAAGCUGGGCCAGACGCCCUUUGAUGUUGCUGACGAGGGACUUGUGGAGCAUUUAGAAAUGCUGCAGAAGAAGCAGACUGUGCUGCGAAGUGAGAAGGAGACAAGGAAUAAGCUGAUUGAAGCUGACAUGAAUGGGAAGCCUCAAAACAGAUUCUUCACCAACAAAGAGAAGAUUCUUUAUGAGGAAGACACAAUGAAGUCCGUGGAAACUGAGGAAGAGAACAAGGACUCAAGCAGUUCUAGUUCUGAAGAGGAAGAAGCUGAAGAUGAAGUUUCAGAAUCAGAUGCUGAAAAGGAGUCAGAGAGAAAGGAAGAGCCCUUUGCCAACCACUCCAGCCGUGAAUCCAGGCCCAGCAUCACUGAGCAAAUGCCACCACCUGAGCCAAACUCCUUCACUGCGUCUGCCAGAAGAUUCAGUUGGCUCAGCAAGUCAGAUGAGCAGAAGGAUGAAUCACCUUCAUCCUGGAGGCUGGGCCUGAGGAAGACUGGCAGCCACAACAUGUUGAGUGAAGUUGCUGCCACUCGUGAGGCACAGAGGGAUAAAACUUCUUCCAUCUAUCGCUCCUCGUCCAGCCCUCGGAUAUCUGCACUGUUGGACAACAAGGAAAAGGACAGAGAUAACAAGAGUUAUCUUGCCACCAUAGUCCCCAGAAGACUGAGCAGUACGAGUGAUAUAGAAGAAAAAGAAAACAGAGAAUCCGCAGUGAACCUGGUGAGGAGUGGCUCCUACACCCGGCAGCCCUGGAGAGAUGAGCCAAAGGGAAACGAAGCUCCCCACUCUGGUGCACCCACUACCUAUGUAUCCACCUACUUGAAAAGUGCUUCAUUUGGUAGAAGUAGUGACCUGAGCAGUCCCUACAUUUCAGCCAGUUGCAGUCCAUCUCUAGCUACCUCACCCACUGCCAUUGGCUCAUCUACCUCCCUGGGCACCCCGUGGCAAGCUGUCCCUUGCUGUCCCCCAUCUCUCGGUGUGAGCACUCCUGCUUCAGCCCGCCACAACACCAGAGCCCCUUUCAGGCAACAAACUGAUUCUGCUGUAGAGAAAAACGCAGAGGGCAGCUGUGGCAGCACCCCUCUAGGUGUAAUCACAAACCGUGCUGUGCUCGGCGCUGCCAACGGCACCGGGAAUGCCGGGGCUGCCUCCGCCCUGGGGAAGGAGCUCUCUGCUGAGGAGGCCAGGGAGCGCAGAAGGUCAUAUCUGACUCCAGUGCGGGAUGAGGAAGCAGAAUCCCUGAGGAAGGCACGAUCCAGACAGGCCCGGCAGACCCGCAGGUCUACCCAGGGCGUGACGCUGACGGAGCUGCAGGAGGCCGAGCGCACGUUCAGCCGCUCGCGCGCCGAGCGCCAGGCGCAGGAGCAGCACAGCGACACAGCCCAGGACAGCGGCGACAGGCCCGAGAGCCGCGGCCGCUGGGGCAGGAGCACAGAGGACGAGACCGUCUAUCGGCGACUGAGGGGCCCAGCCCAGCCUGACAAACCCACAACACCUGUGUCUCCUUCCACAGCAGCACCUCUGCUCUAUACAAGUUCAUACCUGACUCGAACAAAUAAAUAUCUAGGGCUGGACUCAGUGAAUCCAGCAGAUUUCAGAGCAGCAGCCACAGAGAUGGAGAAAAAUGAGUGUGAAGAUCAGGAUUCAGACGACAGAUCCCUGAACAAGCAGUCGAUCCGAGAGCGGCGACGACCAAAAGAGAGACGGAGAGGCACCGGCAUCAUCUUCUCAACACAGGAUGAUGAUGAUGAAGUUGAUGGAAAUGAAGAAGUGAAGGAAACUCGGCAUGAGAGACUUUCCAGGUUGGAAGCAGCUACAAACCCCAGCACGAGUGAGUCGUCCUACAGCGACCGUGCCUCCAGCCGCUCCAGUGCCUACAGCCGCAGGGAGAACCGGCUCGCCGCCCUCAGCAGCCGGCCAGAGGAGGAGAGCAACAGGGACUAUAAGAAAUUAUACGAGAGUGCCCUGUCUGAAAAUCAAAAGCUGAAGUCAAAGCUGCAAGAAGCCCAGCUUGAGCUGGCUGACAUCAAAGCAAAGUUGGAAAAAGCAACCCAGAAACAGGAGAAAACUUCUGACCGGUCCAGCAUGCUGGAGAUGGAGAAGAGGGAGAAGCGAGCCCUUGAGCGGAAACUCUCUGAAAUGGAGGAGGAAAUGAAGAUUUUGACAGAGCUGAAGUCGGACAACCAAAGGCUGAAGGAUGAGAACGGAGCCCUUAUUCGUGUCAUCAGCAAACUCUCCAAAUAGGAAUCCUGAGCAAAGGCAGGACAAGGAGGGGUGUCCUACACCAGCUGCCAACCCCACCACCGAGCCCUACCCUUUCCUUCCCGUCACGUACAGCAAGCGUUUCAGCCGUGGGAUCAAUGUCACACCUGCCUUGCCCUGCCCAUUGCUGUACAUUCCCUUUUCACCCCAAUUCCCCCCCAAAACACCCCCUGCCAUUUUUUUUUUUUUUUUAAUUUAUGCAUGUUGUGGUAUCUCGGACAUUUUAUUCAAGGGAGAAAUGUGAGGACUGGGUUUGAGCUGCCAAAACUUUUUCCAGAAGCUCAGUAUUUGGAUUUGGACUUUGACCUGGAGUGGGAAGCUCUUACUGUAAAAAGUGACAUCUGAAGAACUAGCCCAGCAUAUCCAGGCCCUUUCCAGGUGGGAAAUGUGAACAUGGGCUGGGACUCUGGGGAUGUACAUCAGCCCACUGAGACGUGGGACUGUGGUUCAAUGUGAUGCUUUUAAAGCCACCAGAGCUCAUGUUUGUCACAGGCUGAUGAGCUCUUUUGCAGAGACCUUCUCCUCUUGCCCCACUAGACUGAGUCUUCUAUUUAAGAUUUUGAACUUGUUCAGUAACAUCAGCGCUGACACUCGGUGUCAGACCCUCAUCCCUCACCCUCCCUUUACCCCUGGCUGAUCCUGUGUCAUGUUGUGUCCUUCCAGGGCUCCUGUCUCUGUGGUUGGGAGCAUCCAGCUGCCAACUGGACUCUUGUUCCUUGGGACAGGAUACAUCCCAGGCACUUGCUGAGCUUUCUGAAGGACAGAUUUGAACCCCUACAGGUCUUCUGCUGCUCCCACCUGUGUGUGAGCAUAAAUCACCUUCCAGGGAACUGUGCCCAUGCCAGAAGCCAGCCUCCCCUUCCCAACAGCCAUCUGGGACAUUCUCCUGCUGCCUCCCUGCAGGCAAAGCCCCAUAGCAGAGCCUGGUCUGGUACUUUGGGUCUCCCUGUUUGAUUUGAAGCAGGAUUUGUAGAGGGAGAAUGGCAGCAUCCUGUCCCCCACGCCUUGGAAAGGUCAGGGUGUGUCAGAGGGACAAGGAGCUGCUGGUAACUGAAUCACCAUGAUGAAAGUCUUCUGACCUGUUAAAAACUUGUGGUAAGUUUUGGUCUUGAAGGAAACCUCCAGAAAUGCUCCUCUUUAACGUUACAUGCACUCUGAACAGUUUGGAAUUGUUCUCUCCCAUGGGCAUUUUUACAUUGGCUUCUCUCUCCGUGCUGUGGGACAUCAUCAGGUCUGUUGAGCUUCCCAUUAACAGACUCCUCUCAAACAAUAUCUUCCCUCCCAUAGACAUCCUGCUCUAUCCAAAACAUUUUCCCAUUUAAAUCCUUCCAUAUCUGUCCUUUAAUCCCCUUUGUCCUUCAGCUCCCCAGACUCUGGCCAAGGGCAGCAGUUCUUGGUCACUGAACCUGGAGGUGGCCGUGGAGCAGCUCUACCACGUUCCUGAGCA